This is a messenger RNA of Hippocampus comes (tiger tail seahorse), 11174 nucleotides long. It is a transcript of the gene cep350, whose product is annotated as centrosomal protein 350. Gene Ontology annotation, molecular function: microtubule binding. The transcript is spliced from 39 exons. Bases 428 to 9310 code for a protein of 2960 amino acids. Gene Ontology annotation, biological process: microtubule anchoring. Gene Ontology annotation, cellular component: centrosome. Lineage: Eukaryota; Metazoa; Chordata; Actinopteri; Syngnathiformes; Syngnathidae. The record is from RefSeq and is a predicted model, not a curated record.
CCUGUCACAAAGCGCCCCAUCUUGGAUAUCUCGUUUUCAGUGGUUCCAAGAGGUUCAUACCUUUAACCCGGCAAGAUAAACUAAGAAGCGGGUAGCCAAUUUUUGUUUCCGGAACACGAACAAAAUUUGCUUUUCUUCCCUGGGGAAUCUCUUGGACGGCAACCAUGGCUGCGCGUCGCUGAAAAAGUUGCUAUUUUAGCACAAGUGGUAGUCCCUAGCUGCUUUGAGCUAACAUUAGCAAACAGACUACUGAAGCGAUCUGAAGAUUUUUGAUGAUGUAAGGACUUUUUCUUUCUCGAACCCAUCAGCAUAAUCAUGGACGUCUAAAUGAUUCGGACCCCUAUCUUUAACGGUUUGCUUGUGUGUUGGCAUCACUUCCCUGGUUUGUUGUUCACCUUGUGUCAGCAGUGUGGUACUAGCAUUGUGAAUGGGUGAGAUGAGGAGUAGUAAAAGGGCUUUGCCCCUUGGUGUCACAGUUCAUCAGCACACAGAUCACAACGUUGAUACAGAUUUAACAACUGCAUGGAACAGUUUGCCUCAGUCCAAAGCCGCUCUGCGACGAAUAGAAAACCAUGUGGAGGCCGUUCCUGGGACAACAGCACUCCUCCUCUCUGUUAUGGACCCGCCCAAGAAGAAGAUAUCUGUAUCUGUCCGCAGCAGAGAUGAGACGAGGGGGUCCUCAAAGUUCAAAGAACAUCGGCAGUCAAGUUCCAAAAAGAGACGCUCACGCAGCCCGCUAAGAAACGCCACCCAAGACAGCAAUGUCAGCCAGCACAACAGUAUGGCGCUCAGGGAACAGCUGGCUUCGUACAGAGAGACCGCCCCUCCAUCACAACACUCAUCUCAGCUGGAGGCUUUCACGCCGCAGUCAAUGUCAGGGCCUUUGUCCCCAUCCUCAGACGCUCCGUUGAGCAAGCCCGUCUACCAGAAAGACUUUUGGGACAAGCACACAGAUGGGACCCAGGACAUCGCGCACUCUGCAGACAGCACGGAGGUCUGCUACCUCAAUGACCCGCCCACUGUAGACACCCAGCAGAUUUUUGCUCACCCAUCACAUGCAACAAGUUCACUCCCAGCUAUGGAGACUUGCAGUCCCGAGGCACAACUCACCCGCAGCAUGGAUAUUCAAAAGUCCAGUCAGUUUCUACCUCCUGCCUCUGACUUGAUAUGUAGAUGGGAAAGCACUCCUUCCACCAGUCCAGGCUCUGAUUCCCAGGGUUUGGAAAACCUUAGGCGACAUCAACCGGAUGAUAAGCUGGAAAAGCUCAAAGAGCGUAUUCGAAGGCAGGUAAAACUUCAGGAGGAGACUGCAGAAAAGGAAAAAGUGUUGGGCCAUCUUGAGCAGCCCAUAAUAUCCGCCAAGAGUAACAGAGGCGGCACUACAGCCAAAAUAAGGAAGGUAGCAGCUGCACCACAAGCGCCUACUUACAAAGGCUUCAGCAAAACUGAGGCCAGGACCCGUGCUACCCAUGGGAAUGCGUUAAAAGAAGAGGAUCUUCAGAGUUUAAACAAGGACCUGCGAAAGGACCCAUUAAAGCGGUCUGCUGGAAGCUCGGCACCCAGGCCACAACAGGAACGGCAUCAUUCUGUAGAGAGAGAAGCGAAACCAACCAGGAAAAUCCACAAAGCUGCCUCUGGCCAAAACGCAAAAACAGUGAUUACCCCUGCUUCCUGGCGGGAGGGCUUGAAGCUGGCAAACAAGAUACUUGGUACCGCUCCCAAGCAAUCCAGGGUGAACAGGCACCAUCUCGAAGACAAACUGCACCAAACAGCUUCCCAUCGGCGGUCCACUGUUGACAAAGAAGCAAACCACCCUCCUCGUCCUAGAAGCACAGACAGGAGUCAAAGUGCAUUACAGGCUCAAUCCAGAAUCCACUCCACCACCACUUCUAGCCCCUUGUCGGCUUGUCAGGACAAGUGCCCAGUGCCUCUAGGCAAAGACCUCUUGUCAGCAGACAUCCGGGCCAUAUUUGAUGACCCACUGCUUGAAUGCAAGGCAGCUGAAGAGGAGGAGCGGUCUCGGCCAAGAUCUGGGAGAGGUAAGGGUAGUCAGAAGGGGAAAGCAAGGUCAUUGUCUCAAACAAGGACUCCCCUCUCCUUCUGGGGAACAACUGUGCCAACAUAUGGCCCCUCAAGAGGGUGUCGUAGUGCCAACCCCUCCACCAGUGUGGCUGAAACUCAGGAGAAGAAGCGGCACUAUGAUUCAGAAAAAAUCCGUCAGUACAUUGUUAAGCAAAAAGAAGAAAGAAAAAGACAACAGGCAGAAGAGAAGAAGUCUUUGAAAGAGGAGUCAGAGAAACGAAACCAGAGGCUUCAGGAGCUCUACAGGAGGCAAAAGGAAAUGGCUAAAACUGUCGUCACUCCCAUCGAAGCAGCUGGCACCCCUUGGCAGAAACGGUAUAGGGAAGAGACCUACAACCUUCUCACAAUGGAUGAGACCCAUCUUGGAGAGGCCAUUCAGAUGCGAUCCUCUGCUGUUUCAAAUCAACUGAGACCAAUGUACCAGCCCUCUGGAGAGUCGGACAAAGAGAAUAAGAAAAUGGAACUACCACAGAGCCCCUCAAGCAGUGACAGGUCUUUGACUGAUCAGCUAUCUCCUCCAUUACAAAGGGGUGAUUUGGAUGUUGGAGUUACUUCUCGACUUAAUCCUGACCUCAGCCCAGCUGUUCAGUCUAUCUCCGCCUCCAGCGCUGGUGCACUAGGGUGUACAAUUUAUGACCCUCUCCUUUCUCAACCUCGGAGGCUGGAGAACACAGUUACAGCUGGUGACGUCAAGCCCACUUUUGCAGAAACCCCCACCUGGUCUCAGUCAAAGAGGUCCCGUAUUGACGCCAUCAAAGCCACAGCCAUCUCUCUCUCUAAUCGCAUUGAGAAUGAAGCCCGGCAGAUUGCCCGGGUGGGAAUCAACUUUGGCGAGACAACUUCUUUGGACGCAGAUAUUUUGGCCCCGAGGUCCACUCGGGCUAAUCUUGAUGAGAGAGGCUUGGCAUCUGGACCUGGCACAUUUGAAAAUGCCGACUUGACAUUGAGGCUCCAUAGACUUAUAACAAAUGCGGGUCUUAGUCCAUACAAUAGUGCAUCUCUUCCGGGAGCUGGGAAUUUGCACACCUUCAAAGGGCAGCCACAACAAAUUACACCUGAUCGAACAGAGUGCUCUGCUUGCAGCUAUGGAUUGGAAAGGAACCAAGUCAAUGGCUUAGAGAGAACAGAUGACAUGCCUCAUAUUAGACCCUAUAGAACAGCUGAGGAGAACAGGGAGAAUAGGACAGAUCUACAUGACUCAAGUGGCGGUUCUAUCAGUGAGGGUACCAUUUUGAGUGAGGGUAGCUUCAGUAAGGAUGAAAUGAGUCCUCCUCAACCUCCCACCAAUCAUGUUCUGAGAUUGGCAGAUCACGCCAAUGACUGUCCUGGUCAAAGAGUGGAAGUGCAACGCCUCACUGACUUCCAGAAGGAGGCUGCCAAGUGCUUGGCCCUCACGUCACAAUUAACGCCUCAGAACUGCAAUAAAAUGCCCUGGGAGGAGUUGAACAAAGGAGAUCCUUUCAGUGUAAUCAACAUUUACUUAAAGAACCUCAAUGUUAAAGUGAAUGACGGGAAUUCCCCAUCUUCUUGCUCUAUUCAGUCGGGAGGGUCCCACAGAGAUGCAGCAGUCUAUGAUGAUGACUUUGUGUCAUUUCAUAGCAUUAGCCAACAGUCAAAGAACACUUCCAGUCCACACAGUGUGGCAAUGGAAAGUAAAAAGUCUCCACAAUCCCGAGGAAGACUGGCUUCCCCUUCAGCCUUUCCUGAUUUGGCUUCGUCUCAAGCAGCAGCCUCUCUCAAGAAUGAUUCUCGAAUAAACGGUAAACUCCAGUAUUCACCUACUGCCCUGCAGCAGUACAUGGCAGCAGAGCUCAAGUACCAGGAGUCCAUAGAGGAGUCUUUGAGACAGCUUGAGGAUGUGGAGAGACUGAUGGGUCUACCCAUGGCUCCACAGUCCAAGCAACAAAAGUCUCCACCAUCAAGAGGACAAAUGACUUCUCCUUCUGGCUUUCUGGGCUCUACCCCAGCCGCAGAUCUUCACUCGGAAUCUCCCAGAAAUGGUCUCAGUGCCGGGCCCAGUAAAAGCAGCAGGGCCACAGGUAAUCUUCAAUAUUCUCCGGCCGCCCUGCAUCAUCAUAUGACAGCAGAGCUCCAGUACCAGGAGUGCAUAGAUGAGUCCUUUAGACAUCUAGGGGAUGUGGAGAGGCUGAUGGGUGUGUCUGUAGCCCAGCAGGAGAGUCCUUCAUUGGCACAAAUACUUGAGGCCAAGCAGCAGGAAUAUGAGAAUGACCUUUAUGAGCAGAAGAUCCAGGCUGAAAGAAAGGCUUUGGAGGCCCAGCUGCAGCGUGAAGAAGACAGGCAGAGAACGGCCCGGGCUCAUGAAGAAUUGCUGGAAAAACUCGUAUUAACUCAAAAAGAGACGGCCGAAGCAGCGCGUCACAUCAAAGAGUUGACAGAUCUGGCACGGACUCAGAUCGAAGGAGCUCUCGCUGUGUCCGUUGUUGCGCCUGAGUCUUCGAUUCUGACCAAGCACCAUCGGGAAAAGCAGAGCCAAUCAGAUUCCGACAGCUUCCAGAGAGAGGAAUCAAGUCGAAGCCUCAGUCAUACUGACUCGCGGCCUGUGCAAAGACCCAAUCACAUUGGUGCAAACGAUAGCUGUCCCAAUAGCCCCUCACACACAUCUGCGGAACAUAUCCAGGAGGUGAACAAAGAAGAAACAGAAUUGGAAUGGAAGAAAGAACAUGACAAGCAGGCAGAGAGGGAACCGGGCAGCAAUUCAGUAGAGGAGGAAUGUCCCACUGCGGACAACGACUCCCUCUGUACUGAAAGCAUCCCCUCUGUAGCUGAUGACAAGGAGUACUCUUCCAAGUUCGACUCAUCGAGAACGGAGGAUGAAGUGGAAGAACGCUCCUUCAGCUCUUUGCUGCCCUCUAAGGUGCACCGCCGCAGUUCUUUGGAGAACAGGCCACACCUCCACGAGGAUUCAGAGGAUGAAGCUGUAGAGGACAACUCAACACUACUCUCAGGGUCACAUAAUGGUACAAAGCAUCAAAAUCCAAAUAUGUCCUUUUCUGGUGGAAAGGACAGCUUCUCCCGGUUCACUAUGGACAUGGUGCGUCAGCACAUGAAAGAUGAGGAUCUACGACUGCAGCAUCAGAACGCUCUGCUGCGUCUGCGCCAGAAAGCUGUCAAGGAAAAGAUCAGAACUGAGUUGGCAUGGCUGGAGCACCAGAAAAAGCAGCUGAGGAAUAAGGGCGAGGAUGACAAAUUGCCACCUAUCAGAAAGAAGCAGAAGGGCCUUUUAUUAAGACUUCAGGAGGAGCAGGCUGAGAUCAAGCGUCUUCAAGAAGCAAAUAAAGUAGCAAGGAAAGAAAAGCAGCUGCUGUUGAAGCAGCAAGAAGAGAUUGAGCGAAUGAGGACCUCAACACAGAGACUAAAAGAGCGUCUCAAGUCUGCUGGUGGUCAAGUGCCCCCUGAGUCUCCAGUGUCAGAAACGCCUGUGUCAGAAGCAGCUCCUUCCAACAUGAGACCUACCGAUGACAGCCGCACCCCAUCGCCAUCGCCUUCCGUCUCUGCUAGCGAGACGAGCAGCAUCAUGCAGAAGCUCAAGAAGAUGCGUUCCCGUAUGGAUGAAAAACACUGUUCUCCCGUCCACUGCUUUUUCUCCGUGUUCACAGCCCAGCACUGGGCUUCCCUUAGUGUCUGUCUUCCAAACCUUCAUCCUAAAUUCCAGCUCUUUAUCUACAACCAGUUGGACAGAUUCCUGACUAAGCGGGAGCAGCAGUUGAUGCAGAGGCGUCAUCACGCUGAAGAACUGCUGCAGUGGAAAAAGCGUCUUGAUCAAGAGGAGGCAGAGGUCCGGAGGAUAGAAAAAGAGGCCCUGGCUAGUUGGUCAGAGGGCGGUGCCGUAUCGGAUAAUCGGAGCAAGUGCGUCUCGAAAAUUAUCCCCAAGUCCCGUCACCAUCGAAACUCAGAACCCAGAGCAAUCAGCCAGAAAGAGUAUGUGACUGAAGACGAUUAUUCUUCAGCAACAUCCGAGUGCAGUAUACACACAGAAGGACACUGUCAGGAACCAAGAAGUCCAUCCUCAGCACAACCUGCAUCAUUGGCUGAAAUCACGCUUGCCUCGAACCUGAGCAGCCCGACAAAUUACAUUGAGGACUUUGCUUCCCUCACACUCAGCAAGCAGUCUUCUCCAGUCAAAGGCAGCCACAAUCAUGCCUCUCCCCCUGAUACCAGCAGCGCAAGAAACAUGCAACUUCACUCUUCCUUCCAAAUAUCCCAGCAGGCCCCAAAUAGGCCAACAGAAACACCUUCACAGACUGAACCCAUUUCAGAGCAGAGUGACAUAGAGGGCCGUAUCAGGGCCCUGAAAGAGGAAUUGAGAAAACGUAAGUCAAUGGCGAGUAAGCUCAAAAGGGAGCAGGAGAUGAGGCAAAAGGAGCUCCUGAAGGCACAAGAGGCCAGCCUGCUGAAACAACUAGAGAACUACGACAACUUCAUUGGAAAAACUAAGGCAGAACUAAACAAAGAACCUACGCAAACUCCUGAUAGCAAAUCUCAGAAGCAAGAUUCUACGUUAGUUGAAGGUCAAUCCGAUUCCUCGUCUCCUGUCAAAAGCUCUGAAACCAGUGAAAUACUUACUGUGGGGCUGAAUUCAUCAUUCCACCAAAGUCGUACUAGAUCUACCUUGGCAUCUGAAGGGCUCAAUGUUGAAGCUGUGUCACCAUCCCCUGUACACGGCGGUCCAGAUUUCCUGACCUCGGGUCAAGAGAGGUGUCAGUCACCAGACUAUACUUUAAGACCCUCUACUGAAGAUGCCCAGUCACAAAUAAUGGAGUCUAAGAAGGAUGAUAGUGUGCUGGAAGCACAUUCUGCUGCAGCGAACCUCAUCGCACACGCUAAUGACAAACCCACAUCCAUUGAUCAUUCCUGUAGACUGGACUUGGAUGUCAUUUCCUCAGGGAAGGAGCCAACGAUAAGGGAUGUCCAGGCUUCUUCUCCUCUGGCAGAUUACCAAGAUGAUUUUGAGUCAUCUGCACCUUCUUCACCUACGAAGGACCAACAUAUUUCCAAGCCGGAUACAGUUUGCCAAAUUGAAACCAGGUCUACCAGUCAAGAUGAAGAAAUUGAACAGGAGAUUGCUGAAGAAUUGAGUCACCAUUCUGUGACUAGUGGAGCAAGCCAUGAAUCUGGUCGACUACUCGAUCUUCAGAAAACUGAAGAAUCUAACAAUGAGAGUCAGAACAUUAAUUCCAUCUCCCCAGCACCAGUCUCUCACUCUCAUAGCCCUCUCCCUCUGAGUCUAGAUGAAAUGCCAAGUUACAACAUUGGAGACCGUGUUCUUGUUGGUAAUGUCCAACCUGGGACACUAAGAUUUAAAGGUUCGACCAGCUUUGCUGGAGGCUUUUGGGCUGGUGUGGAGUUAGACAAGUCUGAGGGGAGCAACUGUGGCACUUACAAUGGAGUUGUAUACUUUGAGUGCCGGGAACGUCAUGGGAUCUUUGCUCCCCCUGAAAAGAUCACUCAUUUGUCCGACAAGUUUGAGAUCUUCACAGAUGCUGCGGGACAUGACAACUCGUACUCCGAUGAUGUGCUAGAUCCAUGUGACGAUGAACAUAAAAGCGAUGAGGAAAUAUCGGAAAAGAUGCAAAGUGACGAAACCUCUCAUAGUGAUGUAUUGAUAGAGUUGACAGAUGUAGUCACUAACCUAGAGCAAAACCUCAAUAGCCAGGGACUACCAAAAGUGGAAACGCACCUCUCUUCUCAACAUCACAACCAAUCCAUACCACAGAAUGGUCAGGAGCUAACGGACAGACUCGAGAAAGAAAAUGUGCUGGAUCAGUAUUCGCCACUAAGUAAGGAUAAAAUUUCCAUAUUUGAGAAGGACGAUUCUCUUGACCAGUCCACACCAACAGACAGUCAAGAGAUUUCUGCAUUAGCUGAGGAAGACAAUGUGCCAUCAUAUAGUCCGGACGUUUCUGCGGUAGCUGAGAAAGAAGAGGCGGGCCCAGAUAACCAGUUGAUCUUUUCCGAAGUUUUCCAUGAAGCUGGUGAUCACAAGGAGGCGCAGAAGGAUCAAAUUUCUCCAGACAUAUUAGCAGACAAACUACUAAGUAACUUUGUGAUUGACACCGUUCAGCAAUUGGUUCAGAUUAAAAGGGCUAAAGAGCAGAAAAUUGAAGCUUCCAAUCAGAUCAAUGGAGCCGUCGUCUUUGAGUCAGAAGAACGAGGAGGGCUCAGUUCACUAUUGGAGCCACAUGAUGUUCUCUCUUCCUUUUUGCCAGAAGACGAGCCAUCAUCGCCAGAAUAUUGUAACCGACCGGAAAGUCCAAUUUUGGGAGCCAGUGGGCAAGAAGAGCUCGCCAAGAGACUUGCUGCGCUGGAAUUGAACCGUGAUCUGCUCGAUGAGCUCGGCGACGAUCAGGAUUGGUUUGAUGAGGACUUUGGCCUCAGCUCACGGAGGGAACAGCAGCGACUCCAACAGAAGCAGAAGGGCAAAGAGACGAGGCUGGCAGCAGGUGCGGGAAGGUCUGGUUCCUCAGCUGAAGAUCCCCCGAGGGGACUGGCAUCGCACCCAGAUGGGGACCAGUCAGCGAAGACGCCACCGAGACCUGCACUCCCUCUUCCCCUGCCCCCUAAACUGCCAGAACAACCUGCCAUGGUGGUGCCCCACUCAGCCGGCGAGGUUGAAAAGUUGGUCCAUGUUGCCAUUCAGGAUAUCUGGAAGAGCUGUGGCCUUACAAAGGAAGGAAGGGUUUCAUUAUCACACGUGGCCUGCCCCAAACCUUCUCAAGAGUUUUUGACUGUUGAGGACCGAACGGAAGAACAGGAGGCCCUCUCCAUCCGCAGCUACAAGCAGGCUGUGUAUGACUUGACGUGGGAAAUCCUCCGGGAAAUCUAUGCCGAAGACCCCAAUGCCAAUCAGCCCGAGUGGGUUAAACCACAGCGAAUCCGACCCGCCUUUUCCCACAGAGUCAAGAUGCCAGGAGACAUCAAUAAAGUACAGGAAUUUGUCACAGAAGAAGUUCUAAAACUUUACGGUUUGACCAAAAACAAGAGUAAAAAAUCUGACUGGCAGAAGAUGCUCAAAUUUGGUCGAAAGAAACGAGACAGAGUUGAUCAGAUACUGGUACAGGAGCUCCACGAGGAGGAGGCUCAGUGGGUCUGCUACGAAGAAGAUGAGCUGUCAGUCAAGAUGCAAUUGGCAGACAGCAUCUUUGACUUGUUGCUAAAGGACACCGCCAACUCGCUGAGUCUCAUCACCAAGAGGGCUGCCGUCAGUUGAAUGUAAUCCACUUUAAAUGUCGGAAAUACAAACAUGGGUUUGAAAAGAGUCUUAGAGUUCCUGAGAAACAACAAAAUAAUACAUAUAUGUAUAUAGCAACCAAUGUAGGUAAACAGUUGGUUGAUCAGUGGCACAUUUUCUUUUAUACAGUCUGCACUACAAUCAGUGAUGUCAUUUUUCGCCUUUUUAUUCGAAGUUAUUGUGUGUCGGGGGGCGGGACAUUUGCCUUAAACUUAUCUUACUGUCAGUCAUGCUCCCUCCGUGGGGGGCUUUUCUUCUUCCUUGUUUUCCAACAAGAUGUGUUGGACUUCAAACUUUGGCGUCUUGUAAUAUACUUUUAAUUUCCGUGGCUGAAAUGUGUCACUGAUCGGAAACAUGUAGACUGCUCUGUAUUGGGACACCACAGAUGCAAUAUUGUGCAAAACAAAGUAUUUUAUUUAUUUUGUAAAAAAAAAAAAAAAAAACACAAUUGAAUAGAAGAGAAAGUAUCCUCUGAAAUUGUGUAUUAUUCUGUCAAAAUAUAAAAGGAGCGUUUAAAUGUUUUAUCAAAGAAUCUGAGGAUGUAACUUUAAAAGCACAAGGAAUAUGAACGUGGCAAUAGACUUAAUGUCCGAGAUUCAAGAGAAUGAAAAGAACAUUUUUCAUAUUUAAGAGUCACAUUGAUGACAAUUGUGUCUUACUUUUGUGCUGUGUGUUAAUAUCAGCACUGUGUGUGUUAAAACUAUCCAUACAGCCUGCGAGUCAAAUACUACUGAUUUCCUUUGAAGACUUUUUUGGCAUUUCUUCGUCGCUUCCGUUUACCGAUAUAGAGCAGGUAUAGGAUGCUCUCAAGUAGAUACACUACAUAUUAGCAUACAGUGUGAAAGUGAGACACAAAAAAAGGAUAAUGUACUGCACUACGGUACCGAAAUGCUGGAUUUGAGCCUUUCUCAUUCUUAGUGUUUUUCGUUUCUACGACAUGAGGGAACACCUGCUUUUCUCAAAGUGCACGCUUGGUUCGCACAGCGACUCCUCAUCCUCAGUGCUGUGAAACAUUUUAAGAUGAACGAACAAACAGCAGCCAAGAACGUAGCCCACAUAGCCAGGUGACGACGGCGGUCAACACUGUUCAAGUGCCUCUUUAAGUUGUUCGAACACUGUGGUUUGAUGGCUCAACAUGUUUUGGACCUCCUUUGAAUGUCAUGUUUUUCCAACUGCUGUAAAUGAUCAUUUUUUUAAAAAAAUUCUUCUUCUCUAAUGGCGUACCAAGUACAGCCAGCCCCAUGACUUCAGUUUGGGCCUAAUCACUCCUCGCAUGUUUGAACUUAGUGUUUGUUUUUAACCUUCUGUGUUUCUGUGCCUCAACCUGAUGUACGUAGAGACAGUUGAGUGGUUACUAUGACACGCUAAAGACUCUCCGAUCAUUUUUUUUAUUAUGGACAACCCCCGUCUAGCUUUCCACUCUGCAGGCCUCGGUGUGACCUUAUCUUGAACCAAUAAUUUUCUUUCUAGCUCGUUAUUGGCUCAACGGCUCUUUCCUUUCUGACUCUUUUUAAGCUGAAGUGACCUUAACUUAAACCUGUUCUACCCUCAAUAUUUUUUUUUUGUUGUUGUAGUCGCUGGUUAGAUCAUGUACCAAAAAUGUGAUGCCAACCUCAAGUCUCCCAGAUUGUCUUCUUGAAUUGAUUGUAUAUUAGAGAAAGUAACCUUCUCUGUUGUAACUAUGCAGUGCGUCCUGUAGUAGACUGAACACCUUUUUAGACCCCUUGUCUGUCUAAUUCUUUCAUCGUCUUGGUGUAGAGGGGAGCCUUUUCCUCCCUGAACCAGGAGAUGAACCAAAUAUUUGGUCCUAGUUAGAUUUAUUAAAUUAACCCCCAUGCCGCUA